This is a messenger RNA of Cokeromyces recurvatus, 930 nucleotides long. RefSeq lists its product as uncharacterized. The transcript has 6 exons. The record is from RefSeq and is a predicted model, not a curated record. Lineage: Eukaryota; Fungi; Mucoromycota; Mucoromycetes; Mucorales; Mucoraceae. The coding region runs from base 1 to 930 and encodes 309 amino acids.
AUGAAUAAUAAUAUCAACUUUGAAGAAUAUCAACAAACAAAUGCAGAAAGAAAAACUAGACUUUCAAGUUUGAAAAAAAUAAUUUUACAAUUUAAAAAUUUAAGUAUCAAUGAAGUUAUUAAAGGUAUAUCCGAUCAAGAAGAACGUAAACGAGAGAAUACGACUGCUUAUAUAGCUGAUCUAGCCCAAGUCGUUUUUGCUCCUAUCCCUGAUGCUGCCACUAUUGACGUUGAUGACCGGCACUUUGAACUGAUAUUUGCUCCUCAGUUUUAUACAAAUUGUGAAGACUCUGAAAAGAGCUAUAUUAACAUGUUUCUUUUGCAUGGAUUGAAUGUUGAAACAGCAAAUUCAUUGAUUGUGUUUUAUGCACAAUCAUACUCCAACAUUUUAUCAACAGUCAAUAAUUAUUGCAUUGCACCCAAUGCGCAUUUAAACCUUGACCUCAUCCAUUUAAGAAAUGAAGAAAGCUUAUAUGAAAUAUUUGACUGUAAUAAAGUCCAUCUUGCCUCCCCCAAUCAAGAAGUCUUCAAAAAAUACGCAAAUGUCAUUUUCCCUCCGCCAACAAAUACAUUUGCAACUCUGUUUAUGGAAAUGUAUAAACGUAGCGUUAGAAAAAGAAGAUACUAUGUAUAUGCUCAUACAGUAUAUCUGUAUGUCAUAUCUAAUUAUUUGCAGGCGGUUCGUUAUAUACCUACUAUAACACCUAGUGAGUAUAAGUGGCGAAUUGCCAGAGCUCAAAAAGAGGAUCCUUCUGCCAACAAGGUUGCUCAGAUAAGGAGAAAAUUUUGUUUUUUUUUCUCCACAAACCGGCAAUAUGAUCGGUGUAGAUGUAAUUUAUGGGAGCCGGCCUAUGCCCAGGGGUACGUGACAAAAUUAACAAUGGACUUGUUUGGCGAUCCGGGUUCAAUCCCCAUGAUUGUCAUAUUUUAA